CAGCAAGAAGAGCAGCAAGAGCAGCAAGAAGAAGGCGUCACCCAACCAGGGUCCGAUGGUCGUCAGCGCGUCUCUCGCCGCCAGCGCGACCGUCGGAUCCGGAUACAAGUCGAUCCAGGACGCUGUUGAUGCCGCUCCCGGCGGCACGCGAUUCGUGAUUUACAUUCCCGCGGGAACGUACAAGGAGCAGGUUGUUAUCUCGACGACGGAUAUCGUUCUGAUUGGUGCGGGCACGGGUAAGACGAUCAUCACGGGCGACGCGAGCUACGGCAGCGGAUCCGGGACGUUCGAGUCGGCUACGGUUGGGGUGGAUAGCGACAGGUUCGUCGCCUUCGGGAUCAAGUUCGUCAACACGGCAGGCCCCGAGAAUCACCAAGCAGUUGCGUUUCGCGCCACCGGCGACCAAACAGCUCUUUUCAACUGCGCGUUCGACGGAUCGCAAGAUACAUUGUAUGUGGACGCGGGCCGCCAAUACUACAAAAACUGCUACAUUGGCGGCUCGCAGGACUUCAUUUUCGGCGACGCGGCCGUGGUUAUCGAUGCGCCCAAGAUUCAGCUUCACCCAAGCCCCUCUUUCGGGACCCUAACUGCGUCGGGACGGGCCAAGGACACCCCGACGGGGAUCGUGAUUCGCGACGCUGUUGUCUCGGCGGAUCGCGGCACGAAGAAGGUGUAUCUGGGCCGUCCGUGGAAGAAAUGCGCCUUCACGGUUUUCAUCAACACCUUUCUCCCCGCGGUGAUCGAGAGGGACGGGUGGCUGUCGUGGAACGAGGGCAGCUGCAUGUUUCUGGCGGAGGCGGGCAGCAAGGGGCCGGGCGCCGCGGCUUCCCGCGCGGACUGGGUGGACCCUGGGAUCAUCACGAGCGUCAGCGGAUACGACGCCAACACCUUCACGCAAGUCAACUCCUGGCUCCGCCUGUCGCGCUAG
Messenger RNA from Closterium sp. NIES-65, 928 nucleotides. Lineage: Eukaryota; Viridiplantae; Streptophyta; Zygnematophyceae; Desmidiales; Closteriaceae. The record is from the annotation of a GenBank genome assembly.